AUGACCAUGCUGUUUGUGAGCGCAUUUGUGACUGACCUCUUCAACUACACGAACGUGGAAGGAAACAGCUCCAGCUGCUGCAGAGCUGUCCAAAGCCAUCUGAGGGUGGUGAGGUGUGGGCACGAGCAGGUUGGCGAUAAGGUAAUGGUCCUGGCUAGGUCUGGGCUCUGGCAAGAAGUUGUGAACGUGCCAGCCAGUCAGACUUUCCUGAUGCCUGAGGGGAUGAGCUUUGAGGAAGCAGCUGCUCUUCUUGUCAACUACAUCACUGCCUACAUGAUCCUGUUUGACUUUGGAAACCUGAGACCCAACCAGAGUGUCCUCAUCCACAUGGCUGCAGGUGGUGUGGGAACUGCUGCCAUCCAGCUGUGCAAGACUGUAGAAAAUGUCACCAUUUUUGGCACAGCAUCUGCCUCCAAGCAUGAUUCACUCAAGGAGAGUGGAGUCGCCUACCCUAUUGACUACAGAACGAUGGAUUACGCAGAGGAGGUCCGGAAAAUCUCUCCCAAAGGUGUUGACAUUGUCCUGGACCCCCUGGGAGGAUCCGAUACGUCCAAAGCAUUUAACCUGUUGAAGCCGAUGGGCAAACUCAUCACUUAUGGGCUAGCAAACUUGCUCACUGGGCAGAAGAAGAACCUCAUGGCUAUGGCUAAAACCUGGUGGAACCAGUUCAGCAUCAAUGCCUUGCAGCUUCUGCACCAUAACAAGGCUGUGUGUGGCUACCACCUUGGAUAUAUGGAUGAAGAAUUUGAGCUUAUCGGAGGUGUUGUAGCCAAGCUGGUUAACCUGUACAGUCAAGGCAAAAUCAAGCCCAAAAUAGACUCUGUAUGGCCCUUUGAUCAGGUGGCAGAUGCCAUGAGGCAGAUGCAAGAGAAGAAGAAUGUUGGAAAGGUCAUCCUGGUUCCUGAAGCACCCAAGGAAGAAACCAAAAAAGAAGAGAACUAAGGAGAAGAGAUGUGUGCAGAUUGUGAAUUCAUGGUUUAACUCCCUGAUCUUUGGGACCUGGAAAUGGACAGAUCAGUAGCUUCCAUCUUCACCAGUACAAGAACAUCGUGGUUAAAGUUCAGAUGAGGUUUGCAUGCUCUCAUUGUGACUGACCCUUUGCC
This is a messenger RNA of Fulmarus glacialis (Northern fulmar), 1103 nucleotides long. RefSeq names its product vesicle amine transport 1 (gene VAT1). The transcript has 6 exons. NCBI's taxonomy places the organism in Eukaryota, Metazoa, Chordata, Aves, Procellariiformes, Procellariidae. Gene Ontology annotation, molecular function: zinc ion binding; oxidoreductase activity. Bases 1 to 942 code for a protein of 313 amino acids. The record is from RefSeq and is a predicted model, not a curated record.